AAAUAUAUAUAAAAAUAAUAAUUAAAAAAAACCUUGCUUGUUAAGCAAAACCAGAAUAAAACCUCUACAGUCGGUCCCUUGAAGGAAAAAGAAAAAAAAUCAAAGAGCGUGCAACAAAAAAAAGGAAAAUGGCGUUGCAAUGGAUGAUACUGACGUACGUGGUGGCAGCAGAGGCAGCUAUAGCGGCACUCUUAACAUUACCCUCGCCUAAGCUACUUAAGGACCGAUUGGUUUCCCUCAUCUCUCUCCUACUCCAGCCGGCUCUCUUUAUUGUUCCUUUUGCCGGAUUUCAGCUCCUGGAUAUAUAUUGGAAGAAUGAACAUCGAUUGAUGUGUGCCGGUGAGAACUGCACUGCUUCUGAAAGAGAUCGUUCUGAGAAAUCUAUUUACAAAGCUCAAAGGAAUGUGAUUCUCUGUGUUUCAGCAUGCCUUCUCUACUGGUGUGUUUAUCGUAUAUGCAAAUACUACAAGGAGAUUCAGAGUUUGGAGGAAGUGGAGAAAAGGUACAAGAACCAGUAGCCUUUCCUCAGCUAUCCAUCCCCAUUUCAUUUCUAGGGGCAGAGAAGUAGUUAUGCUGUAUUUUGUAUUGAAUAUUGACAUUACGUCUAUAAAUAUGAAUAUCAUGUAUUUGCAAGUUCCAUCUCUUAUGCAUGCCGGGCAUGUAUUUCUCCUAGCAUUAGGCUACUGCAUUUUCUCUUGGGAGAGGACAGUACGAUUUACGAACACUACUGGUUGGAAAAGUGCACCUUCUAUUUUUGA
Molecule: messenger RNA, 758 nt
Organism: Populus nigra (black poplar)
Lineage: Eukaryota; Viridiplantae; Streptophyta; Magnoliopsida; Malpighiales; Salicaceae
Exons: 4
Coding region: 129-518 (129 amino acids)
Biological process (GO): endoplasmic reticulum to Golgi vesicle-mediated transport; intracellular protein transport
Cellular component (GO): endoplasmic reticulum membrane; endoplasmic reticulum
Source: RefSeq, a predicted model, not a curated record